AUGGCUGCCUCGGCGGCUUUCGGGGCUGCCGCCCUGUUGGCUCUAGUGGCCAAUGUCCGCGCCGUUCCCGUAGUAUCGGAGCCGACAACCACCUUUACCUCGGAAACCACCAACCUGCCAUCACCCUAUGCCAUUGAGCACUACAACGUGACAUCCCAUGGCCCCUACGAUGGCCCGCCGGCCACCACAACCGGCGCCCUAUCUACCAAGGUCCUCGCCCCAUCUAUCGCGCCUGCGCCACCGCCGCCACAGAUCGUCGAGUACCCGGCGGACGGCGAGCUGCACGGUGACCAGCCCAUGCCCUUCACUCCCAGCGGAGGUAUCGGCACCAACGGCUCGGAGCCCAUUUACAAGGUGGCCUCCGACUUUGACUACCAAUCUCUCGCUCUAGCGCUUUACCACGAAUGGAUCGAGCUCGACCUGUUCCACUGGGGCCUGGCCACCUUUUCCGAGGAGGAAUUUGACGCCUACGGCAUCAACGCCGAGGACCGCUUUCUCAUCCAACAUAUGGCCGACCAGGAAAUCGGCCACGCGUCGGUACUGGCCAACAUGCUCGGCCCCAACGCGCCCAAGCAGUGCACCUACAAUUACCCUGUCUCAAACGUGCGCGAAUGGGUCGACUUCAACCAGAAGCUCACGCGCUGGGCCGAGGCCGGCGUCUACGGCUUCCUGCCGCAUCUCAACUCAGGCCCUGCGGCCCAGAUGCUGCUGCAGAGCAUCACGAUCGAGGCCCGCCAGCAGAUGUCGUUCCGACAAAUGGGUGGACAGUUCCCCAUGCCCGAGUGGCACACCCCCGGAAUUCCCCAGAGCUGGGCCUGGACGCUGCUCGCACCCUACGUCAGCUCGUGCCCGUACAACCAGACCCGCCUGGUCUGGCAGAACUUCCCCGCGCUGCAUAUCCUCAACCAGCCCAACCCGGCGCGCAUCAACGGCUCUAACGUCUGGAACGAGACGACCGGCGGGUAUGCCAACACGCUCUCGACCAAGGACAUUCCCGAGGACGAGCUCUGCGUCAACGCCACCGACAAGACACUCGACUGCCCCGCAGCUAUUGCCAACAACAAAUCCAUCCCGCUAUCGUACCCGGGACGGCAGGUCUUCCUGAAGUGGGACGCCCCCGGCCAGCUGGUCGGCCCAAACAACAGCUACGUGACGACGACCAACUGUGCUGAGCCCAAGUUCGCACUGUGGCUGUCGCAGCUCAACGUCACGUACACGCCGCUGCUGAACAUUAGCUACGAGGAGCGGACGGCCUACACAAUCCAGCCCAACGUGUCGACGUGGAAGAAUGAUCCGGCUGUCAACGGGACCAUGUUUAUGGCGCUCACUGACGUUGACUUGUUUGUGACGCCGUACAAUGUCAGCAUGGUCAACCCGCAUGUGGCGGCGCUGGCCGUGUACCAAGCUGGCUAA
Molecule: messenger RNA, 1413 nt
Organism: Parathielavia appendiculata
Lineage: Eukaryota; Fungi; Ascomycota; Sordariomycetes; Sordariales; Chaetomiaceae
Exons: 1
Coding region: 1-1413 (470 amino acids)
Source: RefSeq, a predicted model, not a curated record